AUUUCUUACUUUUUUGUUUUUGCAUCAAAACUGUUUUCAUUAAGAUUUGUUGUUUGUCUAGAACCUUUAUCACUAAUUAUUAAGACACUGAAACACUAUUCAAAAAUGUUAAAGAGCCCGUUCUCAUUAUUUUGCAAAAGUUUACAAGAAACCUGUACAUUUAUCUCUCUUAUUUUGAAUGCUUAUCUUAUACUACUAAUCAUCUACAAAUCACCGAAAAAGAUAGGAAACUAUAAAUAUUUGAUGAUCUACAUUUGUGUUUUUGAAAUUCUUUACACCAUUCUUGGUCUUAUAACAAAACCUUAUGUACAUUCAUACACGUCACGUGUCAUCGUCAUUGUCGAUGUCAAAAACUCAGUGUUCAGCAGAUCUGUAAACAAGUUUCUUAACAGCCUGAUUUGUGGGUUUUACGGGUGUUCUGUGUCAAUUUUCGCAAUUCAUUUCAUGUAUCGAUAUGGAGCUCUCGACAGAAAUUACGAAAAGCAUUUCAAGGGAUGGAAAAUGGUACUUCUGUGUUUGAUACCAAUAUUUUACGGUAUCAUUUGGGGGCUCACAAUGCAUUUUAUUUUUGAGGAGGAUAAAGCAUUCACAGAGUUUAUGAGAAAAGAUAUAUGGGAUCUUUUUGAACUUCCUGUUGAGGAUAUUGUAUAUACUGGAUCAUAUUAUUAUCCAGAAGAUAAAUUUGGAGUCAGAGAAAUGAAUUGGAGAGCCGUUGGAGGAAUGGCUGUGCUCUGGUUUGUUAUUGGAUCUUCAACUAUUACUGUAAUAUACUUUGGUCUCAAUUGCUACUUUAAAAUACGGGAAAUAAUGAACUCAACGGCAGGAAACUUUUCAAAAAGCAUUCAGCGUCAGUUGUUCCGAGCUUUAGUAAUACAGGCGGCAAUUCCUCUACUCCUACUCUAUAUACCAUGCUCAAUUGUGUUCAUCUGUCCUUUAAUUCAAGUUGAUCUUGGAAAUAUGAGUGCAUUUAUUAGUGUAUCGGUUGCCGUUUAUCCAGCAAUUGACCCACUACCUACUUUGUUGAUUAUCAAAAAUUAUAGGAGAGCUACCAUUGAAAUUUUCACAAAAACUGUGAGACUUCUUCGUGAAGCACCAUCUUCCACAAUUGCUUUGGUUCAUCGAUCAUCUAAUGGAACUGGAGAGCAUCGGAUUGGAACUUAG
Messenger RNA from Caenorhabditis elegans, 1161 nucleotides. It is a transcript of the gene str-178, whose product is annotated as Serpentine receptor class r-10. NCBI's taxonomy places the organism in Eukaryota, Metazoa, Nematoda, Chromadorea, Rhabditida, Rhabditidae. The record is from RefSeq and is marked reviewed. Gene Ontology annotation, biological process: detection of chemical stimulus involved in sensory perception of smell. The transcript has 7 exons. Gene Ontology annotation, cellular component: ciliary membrane. The coding region runs from base 106 to 1161 and encodes 351 amino acids.